Molecule: messenger RNA, 7260 nt
Organism: Prorocentrum cordatum
Lineage: Eukaryota; Dinophyceae; Prorocentrales; Prorocentraceae
Source: the annotation of a GenBank genome assembly
GAUCAGCUGGGCAGAUGGUUGGCAGCCAGGUGGUGGUGCAGGCGGGAAAGGACAAGGAGGCCAACGCCAGCCACCACCUCACCAAGCUCAGCAAGGACGACCCGCUCAGGCAGCACUACGAGGCCCUCUGGCCAGAGCUCGCCGCAGCCAAGCCACCAGCAGACCAACCAGUCGUUGGAUUCAAGGCAGUGGAGGCAGCUGCUCGACGCUUGGACAAACUCCAGAAGAAAGUACGAUCGGCAGGGGAGCAAGUUGAGAGUGCCCAGCAGUACUUGGCUGAGAGUGAACGCAAGCUUCGUGAAGCCAUGGAAGCCUCCAUUGCAGCCGAAGAUGAGUUCGACAAGCUCAAGGCCACAGUCGGCAAGCAAGAGGCACCAGCUGAACCUGCAGCCGAGAAGCCAACUCUGGCAGCCCUCCUGGAGCAGUUCGAGCAUGAGCCUGAUGACUUCCACAAGUGGUCCGAGCCCGACAAGGAGGUCUGGCGAGCAGCAAAGGCCAAGGGCGAGCGCAUGGCCCAGACGGUCAAGGAGCACGAGGAGGAGACGGCGAAGCACCUGCGACUACUGGAGGAAGAGACGGCCAGGCACCAGGAGCAGCUGCGCCAGCUCGAGCAGGUGCCACCACAUGCACUGAGGCAGCAGGGACAGCCGCCGCGGCUGCGCCCACCGGCGCCGCAGCAGCUGCCCAACCAGAAGCAGGCGCAGCAGAACAUGACAAAGCAGAAGAACGCCGAGCCAGAGUGGAGGCCCACAUCCAGGAGGCGCGAGAGAAGGUCUCGCAGGCUAGGCGCGCUGAGACAGUCGUCGACGCAGAAGGGCAAGGUGACCACUCAGCAGGGUAGCCGCCCCAAGGCGAGCGCGAAGAAGGCUCGCCGCCCGUACCACAUUGACUUCUUCAACGUCACGACCUGGGGCCCCCAGGCACAGGGCUACCUCAUGGAGAUCAACAAUACCAAGGACAGGGACAUCAUUGGCAUCGCGGAGCACCACCUCCGCCAGCCUGCGCAGAUAAGCAAGGCAAGAGCGGCGCCCAGGAGGAAUGGCACGCACAGCUACUGGACCAAGGCACGGCCAGGAGAAGGAGAAGGCACUCGAGGAGGCACGUGUGCCAUCACGCGAGGAUCCUUGGACAUCCAGGACAGGAUCGCGGGUUUCGAUGAGCACUACCUGCACGAGGACGGCAGCGACGUCACGGUGGUGAUCUCCAACCUGCACAAGGUCCGUUUCGCAGUGGCUUUCGUCUACCUUGAGUGUGGGACGGGCUUUGGAGAGAGGAACGUCGACAUCCUCUGCGACCUGCGGGAGAAGAUGGCCGUCUGGGGAGGGCCCUGGGCAGCGCUUGGGGGCUUCAACAUGACGCCGCCGGAGCUCAACAACAGCAUUUGGCCCAGGGUGCUGAAUGCUCAAGUAGCUGCGGCGGAGGAUGGCGCCCCCACAUGUUUCCCAGCAGUAGGUGAAGCCAGGUGCAUCGACUUCGCGCUGAUCUCGCAGGGCCUGGCGCCGUAUUUCGACCAGCUGGAGCUGCUCAGGACCGCGCCGUGGAAGCCGCACAUCGGCAUCCGCUUGAAGUUGAAGGGGCGGCCUCUCAUGCUCAAGGGCAGGGUACUUCGCAGGCCAGCAGCCAUAAAGCCGCCAGUCACAGUCGAGAGAAUGCCGAAGUCCAGAGCCGCUUGCAGACGAGCGGCGCGCGGAGGCCAGGAGGCCAUGCGCCGACGUCAGCAAGCGUUGGCAGAGGCAGGAUGCGACCUGGACGAGAACGACAUGGAGCCAGUGCCGCAGCUGUACUACGACAAGGAGGUCAAGCACGUCAUCCCUGACGAGCUGUGGCAGGCCACCUCCGAGCGGGUCAGCGCGCGCGCCUACGACGAGUUGCCCCAGCACUUGCAGCACACAGUCGUCGGCAAGAUGAUGGAGCGGGAAAUGCUGGACCUGGGGCAACAGCACGACCGCUUCGCAAGCACCCUCGAGCUCAGCCUGUGCGAGAGCAUCGGCAUCCCAGAGGAAGAGCGUGGACGACAUCUCGGGCGCAGCAGGCCCCCGAGCUACAAGAGCGCGAGCAUCAAGGACGCGUCCUGGACCCCCGAGACGGGCACAGCUUUCCAAGAGAUGAGGGCGAGGCGGCCUGGCCCAGAGAAAGAGGCAGGACGCAACACCAUGGACAUCCAAGAUCACGACCCCUUCGAGGAUGAGGAGGACUACUUGGAGUACCGCCAUGGGAUCGCAGACCAGGAGAACAGCGAUGGGUACCACCAGCACAUCGAGGGGCAGCAGGACAGCCUCGAGUUCGGCCAGACCGUUCGACGCAGCACCUUGGACGUCCAAGACCACGACCCCUUCGAGGAGGAGGAGGACUGCUUGCAGCACCGCCAGGAGACCGCAGAUCAGGAGGACUGCGACGGGCACCACCAGCUCAUUAAGGGGCAGCAGGACAGCAUCGACUACGGCCAGACCGUUCGCCCAGAGGCAGAGGAGCAACGAGAUAUGGGCCUGCCCCCACCAGACCUCUGGAAUGAUGACCAGCACCAGCGGGAGCGGGAAGACUACGUGGCCAUGAGAGACGACCUGGAGUACUGGGCGGCCAUCUGGAUGGAUAACCUGGUGCAGCUCCCCACGGACAACAGCAACUGGAUGCAGUUCUGUGUGCCGUUCCUGGAGACCAUCUUGGGUGGCGGAGGCAACAAUGGCAUGGUGAGACUGCUCAGGCGUAGGUACCAGCAGGUCCGCACCCACAGCGGCCACCAGACGCAGCAGCAGAUCAACACAAGACGGCAGCUCGCGCAGCAGCUCAACCAGCCUGACCCAGGCAGGCUGAACGAAGAAGGUGCAGCCAAGGACCAGCAGCAGGCCCUCCUCACAGACCUGCACGCGAUAGCAGAGGGCGCCCUCGUGGACCCAGGGACGAUCAGCAGGGUAGCGGAGGAGGUAAAGAGCAUGGCCAAGCUACUCACUAAGGCGGUGAAGAAGGCGUACAUCUACUGGGUGCACGACGCCACGGCAGGCAGUGCGAAGAUGGCCCACGCCUACACCAAGGCAGCGGAGUGCAGCCACCUGGAGGACAUCCUUGAGCACGAUGGCCAGGUCAUCAACCACCCGCAGCAGCUGGUGGACUUGCGCAAAGAGGCAUGGCAACGCAGGUGGACACGAGAUGCACAGAAGGCCGAGAGGAUCCAAGAGGCGCUGGCCAAGCUGAGGCAGGCUGCCUUGGCCCAAGAGAAUGCCCUCGAGCCCAUCAGCAAGGACAUCAUCGGCUCCAUCAUCCAGCACCCGAAGCGCAAUGCUGGCCAAGGAGCGGACUGGUGGAGGACUCCAGAGCUCAAGGCCAUGGGCGCCCAGGGGCUGGAAGACUUCGUGCAGUGCCUGACCAGCUGUGAGCAACGGGCAGCGUGGCCGUGGCAAUUCUACUUGGUGCUGGAGCUGCUGCUGGGCAAGAAGCCAGGAAUCGGCGGUGAGCGCCCCAUCGGCCUCAUGCCCAUGCCGUACCGCAUCUGGAGCGCAGCCAGGAGGCCCAUAGUAGCCACCUGGAGCAAGGCAGCGGCGGGCUUCUGGGAUACGGCAGUAGCUGGCUCCUCAGCGCUACGAGUGGCAAUGCACAGACUGAUGAGGGCAGAAGCCGCCACGGAGAUGGGCUUUCAUGCAGCAGGAAUGUUCUACGACGCGGCAAACUUCUACGACAACAUAGGCCUAGACCAGCUGAUCGAGACGGCCAGCGCCCUCCAGUACCCGUUGCUGCCGCUGGCAAUGGCCGUGCAGAUGUACCUUGCGCCCAGGGCCAUCAUGGCCCACAGCCUCUUCUCGGACAUCGUCGAGCCUGCCAACAGCAUGGUAGCUGGCUGUGGCCAAGCGGUCGGCCUCACCAGACCGCUCUUGUAUGGCAUCCUGGAUGCAGCGCACAGGCACCACAUCUUCGUCGUCAUGCAGCAGUACCUGGACGGCUUGGCCCUGCAGGUAGAGGGUGCGCGGCGGCAGGUCAUUGACCAGAUCAAGCACGUGGCAGCGCUGGUGCACGACGGAUUCAAGCAGCUCUCGAUACCCAUCUCCGUCAAGACGGCAGUGGUGGCCUCGGACAAGGACCUCCAGGCAGAAGUCGCCAGCAUCCUGGACAGCCUGGGCACCCCCAACAAGCAACCAGGUGUAGUGCGCGACCUCGGCGUCGACACCAGCCUCGGCAAGCAGCUGCGGCGACCCACCCAUGCCGCGCGCCAGGCCAAGGCCAAGCAGAGGGUGGCCAAGCUCAAGGACCUAGCGAAGACGGACGCCAGAGGCGCGGCAAAGGUCUAUUCAGCAGGUGCCUACUGCCAGCAGGCCUGGGACUUACCAGCGCACGGCAUCACGCCCACGGAGGCGAAGGCGGUCAGGGCUACGGAGGCAGCGCUCCUCACAGGCGGACACAAGGCUGGACGCUGCACGUCCACCAUCCUCCUGAUCCAGAGGGGAAUGCAAGAGGCAGUUACCCGAGCCAUCGGUGACCAGAUCAAGCAGUUCUGGCUCACCAUAGUCGACCACCCGACGGAGCUCAAGAGGUACCAGAGAGGCUGGCUCCUGCUCUACGCCAAGCUGGGCGCCCUGGAACCCAACCGCAGGAGGAGGAGGCGCAAAGGACAGCAUGCAGAGGCAGCCAUGCUGGAGACCAUAGCGGUGGCGGGCAUCUGGACCAGGGAGCGUCGCAGGGCGGCCAACCUCAACCAAGAAGGCGACGACACCUGCGCGAGAUGCGGCGAGGCGAUAGAGACAGAGGAACACCGCUACUACGCAUGCCCUGCCAACGCAGAGAUAGGGCACAGCAAUGACACCGACCUGGCGAAGAAGGCGAAGGACGCGCUGGACCAGCGGCAAGACCUGCACUUCUGGCUCCGAGGCAUCCCGCCAGCGGCCUGGGCAGCCAAGGUCGACCCAGACGAGGACGCGGCGAAGGCGGCGCAGAUCUUCUGCACCAGUGAAGAGGCUCAGGCGGCAGCCCAGUCAGGGUACAAGGUUCGAGCAGACUAUGUCUUCACGGACGGCUCAGGCGGUGCAGGGGACACGGCCAAGGACCCCCGCCUCAGACGCUGCGGCUGGGCAGUGGUGGCUUUCAGGUUCGACGAACAAGGACGUCCGCAGGAAGUGGCCGCCUGGUACGGCACGAUCAGGGCACCGCACACGGUGCCACGGGCAGAGCUCACCGCCAUGAGCAAAGCCAUCGGGUACACCACGGCGGCGACAGCCAGGGGGCUCAACAUAGUCAGCGAUUGCAAGUACGCCCUGGACGCACUCAAGCAGAUCCAGGAUCCUGAGGAUCUGGACUACAGGAGCACGAACUACGACCUCUGGCUCCAGACGAAGCAGCAGCUGCAGAACAGCACGGACACCAUCAUGGGCCACCACAUCCCAAGCCACCUGCUUGAGCACCCAGCCGAGCUGGAGAGGUGGAAUGGUCCCACCUGGUGGGUCAUAGGAAACGAGAUGGCAGACAAGUACGCAGGCUGGGGAGCGGAGCAUGGAGCACUGGAUCCAGCCAUCAUCGCGCAGCAGCAGAUCAGGGACCAGAUCACCACGGCGGUGCAAAACCGGCUGCUGGCCAUCAACCUGGCGGUGACGGUGGAGGACCCCAACAAGGCCCCUCAGCGUCCCAAGGCCAAGCGCCGAAAGCCGCAGACGGCGAGGGACAGGGCAGCCCAGCUGGGACACGACUUGCGCAAGCUACAUCCGCGAUGGUGGUGUGCAGCGUGUCGCAGUGGCCCAGCCAAAGGACAAAGCAUCAGAGACUGGCUGGCAGAGACGGGAGAAUGCCUCGGGAAAUACGGCGGCCACCAGGACCAGCACGGCAACGUCAGGCUCGACUUCAAGGCGGUGCAGAUCGGCACGCAGGUGGUGCACGUCUCCCACAAGACGCAGUUCACCCAUGGCUGGCUCUGGUGCGAGAAAUGUGGCGGCACCAGCUACCUUGGGGACCACAAGAGCAGGAUUGUGGCAGGAGUGGCAAGGAAGCUGGCAAGGCCGUGUCAGCCCCCAACAGCAGCAGGGCGGCGGGUCUUGGCGGACUUGCAGAGGGGCAAGCUGCCAAGAGGAGCUAAGCCAGCAGCAGACCCAGCUGAUGAGGGUCUCAACGAGAUCACCAUGCCUGGAGAUUUCAAGCUCGGCCUGAGUAACCACGAGGCGAUCGACCUGGACGGGGACAGCUCAGAGGCAGGGGACCCGCAGCCAGCUCCACAGCAGCCACCCAGCCAUCCGCACUCUGUCGUCCACGCCAGCUGGAGGCUCGUGGACCACAUGGAGGGCUACGCGGAGCAGUGGAUGAACAUGGUCGACCAAGAGGUCUGGGACGACAUGGACGACUGGAUGGAGCACUGCGUACCGUACCUCCUGGCCAUCACCAAUGUGGGUGGCGGAACGGACACGCAAGAGCAGACCAGGGCCGUCACCGUGCAGGAGCUUCAGCAGAUCAAGGACUUCUGCGAAGAAGUCUGGCGCAACACGCACCGCACGCGACGGAGGCUCAUGACCAGGAUGCUUACCCUCCCGUACGGUACAAGGCAGCAGGCAGCAAGAGUGCACAUGGACGCCUUCCAGAACAGAAGGAACAACAUCCUAGCGCACAGCAUCCCCAGCAGCGAGCGCAGGCCGCUGCCGAGAACAGCGGAGGCCAGCCGAGAGUGGUCACCAGAGAACCUGGACGAUGAUGACUCGACCCCAGACAGUGAAGCCCCAGAGCUGGAGGGUGAGCCGAGCAACCAGGAGAUGGAGACCAUGGCAGGACCCGAUCAGAGGCACGACGCCAACAGCCCGAUGCAGACGGCUGUGCAGGUGGCAGUAACGCUGACCAAGCCAGUGGGGCCCGACCUGAUGAAGUUCGUGAGCGAAGCUGAUGAGGCCGGCCUGCUCCACCCAAGGCUUCGACACAACAAAGGAGAAGCUGACCAGGACCCCGAGCACGAGGUGGCGUGGCUCGAGAGGAACAGGCUCGAGCAGCUCAUGCAGUCGCUGGCUGGCAGCUGGAGCCAGAAAGAGGGCGAACAGGGCUGGCCAUCGUGGCAGGCUGCGUGCGUGCCCCAUGUGCUGAGGGCGCUGCAGACUGGCGUCUACCAGAGGCUGUUCAGCAACGUGUCAGGGCCGAGCCGCCAGCGCAGCCAGCGCCGAGCGGCGGAGGAAAUCUGCCGCCUGGCAUGGCUCAACAGCGGAGAGGCGCGCAGGCAGAUCCAGCAGCAGGACCCGAAGGAGGCAGAGCGGCGCAGAGCAAUGGCUGAGCAGUUCCUGGGCGUGACUGAGCCAGUGGUGAGGAGCCGCA